Messenger RNA from Penicillium malachiteum, 387 nucleotides. RefSeq lists its product as uncharacterized. The transcript has a single exon. NCBI's taxonomy places the organism in Eukaryota, Fungi, Ascomycota, Eurotiomycetes, Eurotiales, Aspergillaceae. The record is from RefSeq and is a predicted model, not a curated record. The coding region runs from base 1 to 387 and encodes 128 amino acids.
AUGAUCCUGCAAUGCUUGGCUUCACGUAAACUUUCUUCCGCCAAGCAAUUCCUCUAUCCUCUUAAGGAGCUUCCGCCAAGAGAUGUGGCAGAGGAUACUCUUGCUGGACUUUUCCAAGCGUUCAAGGGUGAGUCAUUCGUGAAGGAAUGGGCUGAUAAAGGCUUUGGCAACGUAGUCUGGAGCGACAUCCAAUCCGGAGCAUCGAAAAAGAAGGAAUUUGCAAGCCCCCUUUCGUGCUCUCAUAUUUACCUCAAUGAUCCGUUCCCGCGCGAGCGAAAGCCCGCCACAGUAGAGGCUAAUGAACGUCCACCCUUGUUCGGCAUCCCACCUUUCCGAAUCAGGAAUCGGCGUCUACGCCUGAACAAGCUCAAGACCUUGGAAUGGUGA